GAACAGCUCUUGAGCUGCUCCAAAGUCAAAAUUCACCCUCGUGGUAUUUCCAGUUUGUUUUUCUAAGGGAAGACGCGGAUGUGAUUGGGUGCUCGCGCUCUCCCUCUGUAACCUCUGGAUUUUUUUUUUUUUUCUUUUUAAUGGAAUUUGUCCCGGGUUGAAGUUUCCAACAUACUAAAUUCCUGUGCAUUUCGUGGAAAAUCAGCGUCAGGGUAGAGGCUGUCAGCAUCCCAGCUGGAGGCAAAGCCAACAGACUCGCCCCGCGCUAUACGUUGCAGAAUUCACACAGGAUGUCAUCACAGGAAACAGCUUCAUACUUUUGCUGCUCGCAGGAUGUUUCUGCUCGUCUCAGGGGGCUGGGACGCUUCUCUCAUGAUGAGUUCUGAAUUAAACGUGCCGGUGGACCCUUCCACUCCCGCUUGCUGCUCUGAACCUGGCACCAAAGGCAUGGAUUAUCGGGACUGGGUGCGCCGCAGCUACCUGGAGCUGGUGACAUCAAACCACCACUCGGUCCAGGCCCUGUCGUGGAGGAAGCUGUACCUGAGCCGAGCCAAGCUGAAAGCUUCCAGCAGAACCUCUGCGCUGCUCUCUGGAUUUGCGAUGGUUGCCAUGGUGGAGGUGCAGCUGGAGAUGCAGUACAAGUACCCCCAGAUGCUGCUGAUCGCCUUCAGUGCCUGCACGACGGUGCUCGUGGCAGUCCAUCUCUUCGCUCUUCUCAUCAGCACCUGCAUUCUGCCCAACGUGGAAGCGGUGAGCAACAUCCACAACCUGAACUCCAUCAGCGAAUCCCCCCACGAGCGCAUGCAUCCCUACAUCGAGCUGGCGUGGGGCUUCUCCACGGUUCUGGGAAUCCUCCUUUUCCUCGCAGAAGUGGUGCUUCUGUGCUGGAUAAAAUUUCUGCCUGUGGACUCCAUCCUGAAAAAUGAAACCACCACCAUCCAGAAGCCCAGCGGCCACGCGGGUUGGCAGGCAGCGCUGGUCUCCACCAUCAUCAUGGUCCCCGUGGGGCUGAUUUUUGUCGUCUUCACCAUUCACUUCUACCGCUCCUUGGUGCGGCACAAAACGGAGCGCCACAACCGGGAGAUCGAGGAGCUCCACAAACUGAAAGUGCAGUUAGACGGGCAUGACAGAGGCAUGCAGGUAGUGUGACAGAGGCUGAGAGCAACAUACCCGUUCUGCUGGUUGGUGAGACACACCAGUGAUGGAUUGUCCUGAGGCUUAACUAUGUAAAUGCUAAUUGCCUGCCAUACUUAGCUGUGGGUUCUAGUGCUGUGUCAGAUGCUGGGGUCUCUGGUCCUACACACUUCUGUACUUACGUAGACACUGCCGUGGAGUUUGAGGUCAAGUCUUGAUCUGCAUUGGUACAAGUAGCCAAAAAUCUGCUCCCUUUUUCCUUUUUUUUCUUUUUCUUUUUUUUUUUUUUUUUUUUUUUUUACAAACGCAACGUUCAUUUGUCAAAAGUAAAACUGCAUCAGCUGUCCACGAAGGCUGUGUGUGUGUGUGUGUGUGUGUGUGUGUGUGUGUGGAACCUGUCUUACGUGUCAGAACUCCCCGGCUGUCAGUGCAGCAGCAAUUAAUUGGCAGUUUAUUUCUAGAGCUGUGCUGGUUAAUGAAGGUAUCUGCUUCCAACCUGAGGACCUCCAGGAAAGCACAAUAGAAACCGAGUGUUCAUCACCUCGGUUCUAAAGCAAGCCGUUCCAUAAGUACAUAACCAGGAAGAAACCAGCCUUAGCUUUUAUGUUCUGUUCUUGCUCUUCUUUACUAUGUUUUUAUGUCUGGGGAGGUCGAAUCCCUAAUUGCAGGGGGCUGAGGAGUUCUGUCAUAAUUUCUCCAGCAGCACCUGUCACUCUAGAUUGAAUGAAUGCCAAGAUCAUCAGAGUUUUUUUUCCCAGUAAGAAGCAGGAGUGCCCAGGGAAGGCUUACAGGUGUUUCAGUUUUAACAAGGACGUUCUUAAAACAGAACAGUGACGGGGAAUUUAAUGAGACAAAAUUUUGAAGGACCAGACAAGCAAGUUUCGAGGAGGUAAAGAGUGACAGCAAGCUGUAGAAAUCUGUCCCUGCGUUGUCUUCAGUUAUGUGCUGUUGCAAAGUCUUUCUCAUGGCUUGCUGUAGAGAACAAGCCCCGGUCCUGCGUUUUUCAUCAGUGUUUGCCAGCUGUGCGUUCACCUGUCCAAAAGGAAUGCUUCCUUCUCCUUCUACCAAAGCAGGCAGCUCCUCUGGGGGAACCCGGAGCUGCGCAGGCGAGUCUGGAGCUGGAUCCGGCAGGAGAUCUGUGUGCCAUUGAAGAGCCAUCAAUCACGUUUCACUUGAGCUGACUCUUUUCCAGCAGCAGAGAAAAAGACACUUGCACGUCUGUUUUGCUUAGCAGGGCAAGCUUGUGAUUACUAUCGCAUCCUUUUGGGGGAAAACUGUAAAACUUGUUUUACGAUUUGUGGUAACCUCGUGGAGAGAAGUGCUUUGCAAUCAUCAGCUCUUCUAAGGGCAAGUGAGGCUUUCUGGCACAGGGCUGCAAGAAGCAUAAGCGCGUUUCCUUAGCCCUGAUCCUCUGCCGAUUUCCUGCUCUGCACUCAAACGUUGCAGUUAGGCUCCCAGGCUGUGUAGGCUUCUGAAAUGGUUGCGGAUGUUGGUAAUGUUCUAUUUAUCUAUGGUCCCUUAUUCCACUGGGAUUUGAGAAAUCUAAUGGCAGCAUAUUACAUGUCAGCUGCCCGGAGUGGAGAGUACACGCAAAUCCCAGUGAGACUAUCCCUGUAUUUCGCUCUGACGAGGGCCUUGGGAACCCAACUCCAAUUUCUCUUGUUUACAUGCAAGUUUGAGCAUUGCUGAACGAGUUGCUUAGCACUGUGUCUGUGCCUUUCAUCUGUUGUUCUUGCCGCGGUUGGCGUGUACCAUAUUGGCUGAUGCGCAGCAAAGAAAAUAGUUUGUGUGUGAAAUGCCUGGCCUGUGCUUAUGCACAUAUGCAAAAAAAUGAGGCGUGUCCUCCAGGAAGUGGGUGGUCAUGAAAUUCAUACCAUCUCCCCAGGAGCCUGCCCUCUCUUCCUCCCCUUCUUACCAAAAUAAAAAAUUAAAGGUUUACGUAACAAAA
This is a messenger RNA of Oxyura jamaicensis (ruddy duck), 3082 nucleotides long. It is a transcript of the gene ORAI2, whose product is annotated as ORAI calcium release-activated calcium modulator 2. Bases 334 to 1149 code for a protein of 271 amino acids. The record is from RefSeq and is a predicted model, not a curated record. Gene Ontology annotation, cellular component: membrane. Gene Ontology annotation, molecular function: store-operated calcium channel activity. The transcript is spliced from 3 exons. Lineage: Eukaryota; Metazoa; Chordata; Aves; Anseriformes; Anatidae. Gene Ontology annotation, biological process: store-operated calcium entry.